CCCAUGCGCCUGACAGACAGCGCGGAGGGAGACACCGAGUGGAACAUCUCGACUUUACCCCAAAAACAGCGCUGCUUGCCCGGCUGCCGCGGACCGCUCUCCUCCCGGACCCCGGAGCUGCCUCUUUCGGGGGGGGAUUUACGGGAUUUACCUGCGCAUCCGAUCGCUCUGUGUGUGUGUGCGUGUGUGGGGGGGAAAAAAUGACUAAAUGUGAAGCAAACGGCGCCGGAGAAAGUGUGCCUUGUUUGGAUCUAAACGGGUCGUGUGCCACAACAUAAAACUCACCGAGGCCUGGAGUUAGCAUUAGCCCGUUAGCUGAUCUUACAGGUGUUUGGUCUGAAAAUAACCAAACGUAGCUGAUAGGUGCGGUUGGUGACAGUUCGACUCAAAUGUCUUGACUUUACCUGGACGUGAAUGUGCCUGUUAUACGCGCUGAGCAAGAAUCCGGGAUAAAACGGAGCAACAUUAUUAUUAGCCGUUAGCGCUCCACUUAGCAUUAAAUUAGCUUGUUUACAGCAGGCUAGCCGCAUUAGCCCGGGAGCUAGCGCCGUAACUUUAUCGCUGCAUGUGCUUAUUUACCGAUGUAGCUGGGGUUUGCGGGGACUGACUCGACGUCGAAGCGGCCAUCGGGCUUUAGGGAUCGUUUUUUGUUCGCCGCAAAGUGUCUGGAUUUUUUCCCCCCGCGGCGCUUGUCCUGGACUGACCCACCCACAGGACUCUGAACCCGGGGGCCGAUGCUGACGGUUCAGCCCGGAGCACGGCAACGCCAGGAGCCGCUACAGCCAUGCAGCCCCAGCAGAUCUACGACUUUUCCAGUGACGAGAACAGUCACAAAUGGAGAGGCCUCUUCGUGCAAGCCCUGCGAAAGGUGCAGAAGCAGGUGCACCCGAACCUGCAGGCGAAGGAGGACGCUCUCCAGCACAUCGAAGAGCUGAUCCUGCAACUGCUCAACAUGCUCUGUGUGGCCCAACCCAGAUCUGUGCAGGACGUGGAGGAGCGUGUGCAGAAGACCUUCCCUCACCCCAUCGAUAAAUGGGCGAUCGCAGACGCUCAGGCGGCCAUCGAGAAACGCAAACGGAGAAACCCUCUGCUGCUGCCCGUCGACAAGAUACACCCGCUGCUCAAGGAGGUGUUGGGGUACAGAGUGGAUUACCACGUCUCUCUCUACAUCGUGGCCGUUCUCGAGUACAUAUCCGCAGACAUCCUGAAGCUCGCCGGAAACUACGUGGGAAACAUCCGUCACUACGAGAUCAGCCAGCAGGACAUCAAGGUGUCCAUGUGCGCCGACAAGGUGCUCAUGGACAUGUUCGACCAGGAGGAGGACAUCGGGCUCAUGUCCCAGGGCCCGGAGGAGCCUUCGUCUUCGGGGGAGCUCACCUACGAUGACCUGGUGCGGCUGGAGAUCGCCGAGGAGAGACAGUACCUGCGAGAACUCGACCUCAUCAUCAAAGUGUUCCGACAUCACUUCCUGUCCAACCCCAAGAUCUUCGCGCCGCAGGACGUGGAGGUGAUCUUCAGUAACAUCCUGGACAUCCACGAGCUCACGGUGAAGCUGCUGGGUCUGAUCGAGGACGCUGUGGAGAUGACGGCCGACGGGAGCCCACACCCUCUGGUCGGGAGCUGCUUCGAAGACCUGGCCGAGGAGCAGGCGUUCGACCCGUACGAGACCUUAUCCCAGGACAUCCUCAGUAAAGACUUUCACGAACACUUCAACAACCUGAUGUCCCGGCCCACAGUCGGACUCUACUUUCAGUCUGUGGCGGAGGGGUUUAAAGAGGCCGUGCAGUACGUCCUCCCUCAGCUCAUGAUGGUCCCCGUCUAUCACUGCAUGCACUACUUUGAGCUUCUACAGCAACUCCAGGAGCGCAGUGAGGACGAGGACGACCGCGAGUGUCUGAAACAGGCCAUCACCGCGCUCCUGAACCUGCAGUGCAGCGUGGACCGAAUCUACGCCAAACACCAACCGCGACGCAAACCCGGGGAGCCCAUGUAUCGCCUGUACAGUCGUCAGGUGCGCUCCAAACAGCUCGCCAUCAAACGCAUGAACGAGAUCCAGAAGAGCAUCGACGGCUGGGAGGGCAAAGACAUCGGCCAGUGCUGCAGCGAGUUCAUCCUGGAGGGGGCCCUGAUCCGCGCCGGCGCCAAACACGAACGCCACAACUUCCUGUUCGACGGCCUCAUGAUCAGCUGCAAGGCCAACCAGAGCUCGCGGCUGCCUGGGUCGGGAAGCGGCGCCGAAUACCGACUCAAGGAGAAAUUUGUGUUACGAAAAAUCCGAAUUGUAGACAGGGAGGACACGACGGAGCUUAAGCACGCGUUCGAACUGGUCGGGAAGGACGAAAACUGCGCGGUGUUUUGUGCGCGGACGGCGGAGGAGAAGGCGGCGUGGAUGGCGGCGCUGGUGACCUUACAGUAUCGAUCUACGUUAGACCGGAUGCUGGACACGGUGCUGCAGCACGAGGAGCAGGCCCACCCUCUCAGGCUGCCCUCGCCAGAGAUUUAUAUGUUCGCGGUACAGGACAGCGAGGAAAAUAUCGUGUUUGAAGAUAAAGUCCAGAGCAAAACUGGGAUCCCCAUCAUCAAGGCGGGGACGGUGGUCAAACUGAUCGAGAGGCUCACCUACCACAUGUACGCAGACCCAAACUUCGUGCGGACCUUUCUCACCACGUACCGGUCCUUCUGUAAACCACAGGAGCUCCUCACUCUUCUAAUAGACAGGAUUGAGAUUCCAGAGCCGGAGCCGACAGAGGAGGACCGACAGGCUCUGUGGAACGGAGACCAGCCCAUGGCCGCGGAACUGCAGAGAUUCAGGAAGGAAUAUGUACAACCAGUACAGCUCAGAGUCCUGAAUGUUUUCCGACAGUGGGUGGAACAUCAUUUUUACGAUUUUGAAAACGAUCCGGAGCUUCGGAGCCGACUCGAGGAGUACAUCACCAGCAAAAUACAACUCAGAGGGAAGUCCAUGAGGAAGUGGGUGGAGUCCAUUAAUAAAAUCAUCAAGAGGAAGUUGCAGACUCAGUCCAACGGCGUGAGCCACAACAUCACGUUCGAGAGCCCGCCCCCUCCCAUCGAGUGGCACCUGUGCCGCGCCGGCCAGAGCGACGCCUUCGACCUGCUCACGCUGCACCCCAUCGAGAUCGCACGCCAGCUCACCCUGCUCGAGUCUGAGCUCUACAGAGCCGUGCGUCCCUCAGAACUGGUCGGCAGCGUUUGGACCAAAGAAGACAAAGAGAAGAACUCUCCGAAUCUGCUCCGAAUGAUCCGCCACACCACCAACCUCACGCUGUGGUUUGAGAAGUGUAUCGUGGAGAUGAUGAACCUGGAGGAGCGCGUGGCCGUCAUGACUCGGAUCAUCGAGAUUCUGCAGGUUUUUCAGGAGCUCAACAAUUUCAAUGGAGUUUUGGAGGUCGUCAGCGCCAUCAACUCUGUCCCCGUGUACAGGCUCGACCACACGUUUGAGGCGAUCCCGGAGAGGAAGAAGAAAGUUCUGGAGGAGGCCGUGGAGCUGAGCCAGGACCAUUUUAAGAAAUAUUUGGCAAAACUCAAGUCAAUAAACCCACCCUGUGUGCCUUUCUUUGGAAUAUAUUUAACCAACAUCCUGAAGACGGAAGAGGGAAACCCGGAUUUUCUGAAACGCCACGGAAAAGAACUCAUCAACUUCAGCAAACGACGGAAAGUGGCGGAAAUCACCGGCGAGAUCCAACAGUACCAGAACCAGCCGUACUGUCUGAAAGUGGAGCAGGACAUCAGGAGGUUCUUUGAAAACUUGAAUCCGAUGGGGAACAGAGGAGAGAAGGAGUUUGCCGAUUAUCUCUUCAACAUGUCUAUGGAGAUCGAGCCCCGGCACAGCAGGCAGCCGCCACGAUUCCCCAGAAAGACGGUUUACUCUCUGAAGUCUCCGGGGAUCCGGCCGGUGCGCACCUCGACCUCGGGGACUCUGAAGGGUCACCCCGUCCCCCUGGAGCGAGAGCCGCCUCAUAAAAUCACGUUCAGGAGCAUCGCCGAGACGGAGCAGGAACCACCGACCUCUGCCUCUGUGCCCACGAGCCCAAACACUCCCACCCCCCCACAGUCCGCCUCCUCAGACCUCAGCAGCGUCUUCAUGGAGCACGAGCUCAGCAACUCCUACGGAGCUGGAAACUCGAUAUUCGCUCCGGUCCUUCUGCCGCCUUCCAGUAAGUUCCAAGAAUUUCAGUCGGUGUCGUGUGGAAGUCUCCAUCAGCUCGGAGAGGAGCCUCUGAAACCCCCUCCUCUGCCCCCGAGAAGGAAGGACGCGCUCUCAGACACCAAGAUGGGUCCCGGCUCGGACAACCCUCCCGCCAUCCCCCCUCGGCUGCCCCCUCCUCUUCCUCGCACGCAGCCGCGCGCGCCGUACAACGGGCCUCUGCCGGUGGACGGGCCUUUACCCAGUCCCCCUCCCCCUCCUCCCCGCGACCCGAUGCCCGACACGCCGCCGCCCGUGCCCCAGCGCCCGCCCGAGAUCUUCAUCAACUACCCCCUGAACCUGCAGCCCUCCCCCGUCGGACGCUACCACUGGGACUUCAACAGCUCGCCCAGCUCGCCCAACACGCCGCCGAGCACGCCGUCGCCGCGGGUCCCGCGCCGGAGCUGCCCGCUAAGUGCCAGCCAAAACAGUCUGUGCCCGCUGCCCCCCACCGCCGCCCCCGCCGUCCCCCCGCGCCACAACUCCAGCCCGCAGCUGCCCAAACUACCGCCAAAGACCUACAAACGAGAGCUGCUGCCGCCGCCCCUCCAAGGCCUCUCAUUGGUGGAGAACGCAGAGAGCAGCCAAUAGGGUCGCGGCUCAAGGAAGUGGCGAUCGCGUCGGGAAUGAGCUCGGAAGUGGUGUGAGCGUCUUGGAUUGCACCAAAACUUGGGCUUGUACUUUGCUGUUUAACAAAGUUUCUGUGUAAAAUUUAGAAAUAUCAUUAUAAUAUUUAGACUUCAGGUCCUUUAUGAGGCUUUGCACCGUCACGUGUCCCCAUGGCAACGGUACCUACGCCGCCAUGACACCGGACACACUGUGUCACUGACUUCAGCAGCAUCGGAGAAACAUGGGCAGGUUUUGUUGUGUAUUUGGUUGUUCUAGACGCUCUGAAAACGAUAAAACGAUUCCCGGUGUCAUGGCGGCGUAGGUACUGUUGCUAUAGGGACAUGUGACGGUGCAAAGACUCUAUAGGUUCAAAAAAAAUUUAACAACAAAGAAGAGAGAUUUAAAGGUGCAGUACGUAACUUUUCCGGUGGAGGUUUUGUCAAACGCUUUUCUCCUUGGAGACUUUAUCACUUUGUCUGGAAUGU
Messenger RNA from Boleophthalmus pectinirostris (great blue-spotted mudskipper), 5298 nucleotides. RefSeq names its product son of sevenless homolog 2 (Drosophila) (gene sos2). NCBI's taxonomy places the organism in Eukaryota, Metazoa, Chordata, Actinopteri, Gobiiformes, Gobiidae. Bases 785 to 4795 code for a protein of 1336 amino acids. The transcript is spliced from 23 exons. Gene Ontology annotation, molecular function: guanyl-nucleotide exchange factor activity; protein heterodimerization activity. The record is from RefSeq and is a predicted model, not a curated record. Gene Ontology annotation, biological process: Ras protein signal transduction; positive regulation of GTPase activity. Gene Ontology annotation, cellular component: plasma membrane.